Letharia columbiana is the source of this 372-nucleotide messenger RNA. RefSeq lists its product as uncharacterized. NCBI's taxonomy places the organism in Eukaryota, Fungi, Ascomycota, Lecanoromycetes, Lecanorales, Parmeliaceae. The coding region runs from base 1 to 372 and encodes 123 amino acids. The transcript has a single exon. The record is from RefSeq and is a predicted model, not a curated record.
AUGUGCAAACUGGUCUCCGUCCUCGGGUCCAAUUGUCGACACACACUCAAGAUUGAGUACGUCUUCUGCCGGGAGGCUCCCCGACCCAACCGGUGCCCCACGAUGAUCAGCCGCAUCGAAAGCUCUUCCCUCGACCCACAGAUAUCAUUCUGUUCCAAAUGUGCGGAGGAGUUGAAGAGGAAAAUGACAGCUGACUUUCACGAGGAGAGACGCGAGAUGACCAGGGUAGCCCGCGUCAGGGAUUGGACAGAUGAAGAGAUUAGCGCGGUGAGGAUUGAGUUGCGAGAUCAGCUGUAUGAGAAGCUCAAGUCUGUUAACAAGCCGCUUCCUCCUUUGCCUGGUGGAGAGGGCAGCGCGAGUCUAGAAGGUUAG